This is a messenger RNA of Lobosporangium transversale, 519 nucleotides long. RefSeq lists its product as hypothetical. The transcript is spliced from 3 exons. The coding region runs from base 1 to 519 and encodes 172 amino acids. NCBI's taxonomy places the organism in Eukaryota, Fungi, Mortierellomycota, Mortierellomycetes, Mortierellales, Mortierellaceae. The record is from RefSeq and is a predicted model, not a curated record.
AUGAGAAGUCCCGGACAAAAGACGCUCAUCAUGUUCAAACCCUCCUGGACACCUUACAAGAGCUGGUUGUGCAUGAGAUCCAAGAAUUGGGAAGCUCAAGAAUGCGCUUACGAAGCCGACGUUGCCAAUGCUAGCGUCUGUUCCACUAGUGACAUUGUUAUGUCGGUGGACAACGACAUCCUGGCAUAUGGUAAUAUAACGACCGCCCGACGGCCCGUGUCCAGGCAUAAAAGCUUCAUUUAUCACGUCCCAACCAUGUUAAGUCAGUUGAAUAUCUCAAAAGGACAGUUGGCUGCGCUGUGCAUUGUCUCAAAAAAUGACUACAAUUGUAACAUCGCACGAAUGGGGCUUAAAACAAACUUCAAGGUCAUCAAAUCGCUUCAAGCAGAGGAUCCUAAAGAAUCGGUUAAACAUCAUCUCAAUCAUCCAGAUGUUACUAGCAAGAAUGAAACUUAUGAACGCUUCACAACUGCCAUAAAGGUUUUUAUCAAUAGAAGACAGCGCUCUCAGGCUGCUUAA